AUGGGAUUGUCGUUCAGUAAGUUGUUCAGCAACCUCUUUGGCAACAAAGAGAUGAGAAUAUUGAUGGUUGGUUUGGAUGCCGCCGGUAAGACCACCAUCUUGUACAAAUUGAAGCUUGGUGAGAUUGUUACCACCAUCCCCACCAUCGGUUUCAACGUGGAGACCGUUGAGUACAAGAACAUUUCCUUCACUGUGUGGGAUGUCGGUGGACAGGACAAGAUCAGACCUUUGUGGAGAUACUACUUCCAGAACACCCAGGGCAUCAUUUUCGUUGUCGACUCCAACGACAGAGACCGUAUUGCCGAAGCCAGAGAGGAGUUGCAGCAGAUGCUCAACGAGGACGAGUUGAGAGACGCCUUGCUCUUGGUCUUUGCCAACAAGCAGGACUUGCCAAACGCCAUGAACGCCGCCGAGAUCACCGAGAAGUUGGGCUUGCAUUCCAUCAGACAGAGACCUUGGUUCAUCCAGUCCACCUGUGCUACCACCGGUGACGGUUUGUACGAGGGUUUGGAAUGGUUGUCCACUAACUUGAAGAACUCCUCAAGACUCUUCCAUAAACACAUUACUAACAACCAGGCCGGAGUUAAGGUUGCCGAAUUGAGAACUAAGUCUAAGGAGCAGUUGGAGCAGCAGUUGCUCGAGUUGAAGCAGGAGCUUGCUUCUCUCAAGGUCCAGAAGUUGACCAGACCAGCUGUUCCUCAGAUUGGUGUUGUCAGAAAGGACAUUGCCAGAGUUUUGACUGUCAUCAACGCUCUCCAAAGAGAGAACGUCAGAGCUUUCUACGCUGACAAGAAGCUCAUUCCAAAGGACUUGAGAGAGAAGAAGACCAGAGCUUUGAGAAGAGCCUUGUCUAAGGAGGACGCUGCUAGAAUCACUCCAAGAGAGAGAAAGAGAAGAGCUGCUUUCCCAAAGAGAGUUUACGCUAUCAAGGCUUAA
Molecule: messenger RNA, 936 nt
Organism: Candidozyma duobushaemuli
Lineage: Eukaryota; Fungi; Ascomycota; Pichiomycetes; Serinales; Metschnikowiaceae
Product: ADP-ribosylation factor 1
Exons: 2
Coding region: 1-936 (311 amino acids)
Biological process (GO): vesicle-mediated transport; intracellular protein transport; translation
Cellular component (GO): ribosome; plasma membrane; cytoplasm
Molecular function (GO): GTP binding; structural constituent of ribosome; GTPase activity
Source: RefSeq, a predicted model, not a curated record